This is a messenger RNA of Cuculus canorus (common cuckoo), 5621 nucleotides long. It is a transcript of the gene CBLN4, whose product is annotated as cerebellin 4 precursor. Bases 265 to 936 code for a protein of 223 amino acids. The transcript has 4 exons. Lineage: Eukaryota; Metazoa; Chordata; Aves; Cuculiformes; Cuculidae. Gene Ontology annotation, molecular function: protein binding. The record is from RefSeq and is a predicted model, not a curated record.
UUUUUUUUUUUUGAUGUGGAGAGAGGGGAGAAAAGGGAGCGCUGGAAAGUGUUUAUUUUGUUCGGCAGCUUUUUGUGGCGUGUUUUGAAAGGGGAAAGAAAGGAAGAAAGAAAAAAAAACCAACAAAACCAACCAAACCAAAGGCUCAAAGUGGUGUCGGCGUCGGGGGGUGGUGGGGAGGAGGAGAAGAGAGGAAGAAAGAGGCAGAGGGAAGAGCCGGCGGGGAGCAGCGGCGCUGCCGGGGCUGCGGGAGCCGCCCGGACCAUGGGCUGGCGGCUGCUGCCCGUCCUGCUCGCCCUGGCGCGGGCGCAGAACGACACCGAGCCCAUCGUCCUGGAAGGCAAGUGCUUGGUGGUCUGCGAUUCCAACCCGGCCACCGACGCCAAGGGCUCGUCCUCCUCCUCCCCGCUGGGGAUCUCCGUGCGGGCGGCCAACUCCAAGGUCGCCUUCUCGGCCGUGAGGAGCACCAACCACGAACCUUCCGAGAUGAGCAACAAGACGCGCAUCAUCUACUUCGACCAGAUCCUAGUAAAUGUGGGCAAUUUUUUCACGUUGGAGUCUGUCUUUGUAGCACCAAGAAAAGGAAUUUACAGUUUCAGUUUUCAUGUAAUUAAAGUCUAUCAGAGUCAAACAAUUCAGGUUAAUUUGAUGUUAAAUGGGAAGCCAGUAAUUUCUGCUUUUGCUGGGGACAAGGAUGUCACACGUGAAGCUGCCACUAAUGGAGUCCUGCUCUAUCUAGACAAGGAGGAUAAGGUUUACUUGAAAUUGGAGAAAGGUGUGGACUCAUCAUUGCUUCUGUUACAUGAAGAUCAUUUUAUCAUCAUGGGAUUGAUGUUUCUUUAUUGGUUUUUCAUGUGUGGAUAUGGAUUCCCUUUAUGGAUUUUGGCACCAUCUGAACUACUCAGAAGUUUCACAGAAUUUUGCGUGUUUAAAUAAAAUAUACUUGGAUUGAGACUAAAGGAGACAAUAAAUAUCUAUGCUUAAUGUUACAGUCUAAAGCUGCCUGCAAGAUUUAUUCAGAUUUCAUUUACUGGACUUAUUGGAUUCAUGGGAGAAGUGGAUUUUCUUUAAUUAUGAAAAGACUGGCAACCAGGUCUAUAAUUUAGGAGAGUUUGAGUUCAGACUUCAAUCAAGAGUUAGUGUGUUGCUGCCAAAGAACUGUAUAUUGAUAUAUUGGUCAUAAAUGUUUUUGUCAUUGGGACUUAACUGACAUGACCUAUUCCAUUGUCUUGAGAAAGGUAAUUAUUAUUGAUAAGUGGUUGACUUUAAUUCUCCUCUGCGUGUAGUGUGUUAGAUGGUUCACCCGUAUAUUUAUACUCUGUCACCGGUCACAAUCAAGUCUAGCCUACAUAAAGCUAAGAGGUUACGGUUGUAUUUUAGUUGGAUGUGUAAGAUAUUCCUCUUUUCCAUGUGCUGUUUUCUAAAAAGGAGAGCAGAUCAUAACCAUUGAGAAAAAUAUUCUUACCAGGGUUAAAGGUGACCAUUGAGACACAACUUUGAAAAACAGCUUUGCCCUGCAGGAAAUCUCACACUUGUUCUUCGGUAUAAUUAACAUGAUUGAUAAUAACUGCUUUAUUAAAAACCUAUGGGAUUCCUUCCUUAGACACAACCACUUUAUUAGCUGGAAAUGAGAUCCCCUUGUUUGUAAUUAUGUCUAUUUUUCAAACCUUCCAUUGUGUUAAAGGUAUCAUCUGGUUUUGCCUUAAGUCCCAAACUGUAUAUAAUUUUAGAUCAUAUGUUUAGCAAAUAUUAAAUCCAAAUAGCUGGUACCUAACUUGGUGCAAUAUCUUUUUGGCUUUUGUACAGGUCAUAUGAAUUCAUAAACUUAUUUAUUAUGUCAUUGUUAAAUAAUAAAGAUUAAUAUAUGUUAGCUGAAUUUUUGACCUGUGGAUUUUGGAAGUUGCUUCAUGCUAUUUUUUUAUUGGAUAUAAUUAUUAUAUGCAAAGUGUAAGCUUUUGGGCCUCAGAGAAUCUGUCCCGGGAGGCAGGCACACUGUCAUAAUUUAGUCUGGCAGAAACCUAGAGGUAAUCAGAAUGAUCUAGAAAUAACCUAUGCAUUUUAUUUCAAAAACAUUCAGACAGAAAUCCUGUCUUCACUGAAGUUAGCAUUAAGAACCAAAUUGAUUCCAAAGGAUUUUGGAUGAGACCUGUGCUUUAAGUUUUGCCAUUGGCAUUAAACUCCAGUGCCAUCAAAUUGGAUAUCAGUUAAAAAUGUUUUUCACGUGUACUGCUAAUUGGACCUUCAUCCCUCAUGCCCAAAACACACACUGAAUUUUAUGGAUAUUUGUGCCUUCCAUAUCAUGAAGGAUAUGGUUCUAAAUUAAAAACUACUGUAUACUUGAGAGUGUUUGUGGAUAUCCAGCAAUCUGGGACCUUCUCUAAAAGCCAGUUUAGGCUUGGAUUUACUGUUUUAGGUAAUCUGUUUCCAAUUUCUUCACUUGUUAGCCAAGUGUAGUGUGUCAUAUUACUUUAACUGCUCUAAAUGGGUAUUUCAUUGAUUUAAACUCUAAUGCGUGGCUGGUUGAUGCUCUUGAUAAAAAUGUCAGGGAAUCGGUAGCUCAGAAUUGUGCCCAAAUUCCAUUUUUUUCUAGAACCAACAUACGGUGUUUUUCAGCAAUUUCAGGAGGAUAAGUGGACACAUUUGCACUCCUAUGAGAUAAGUCAGAUGAGGAGGUAAUUUUUUAGAGUAUUGUUUCUGUACAGAGCAGUGUGGUUUGGGAGGAAGUGGAAAGACAUGGCAAGAAAGUGAAUGAUUUAUAUAACUGAAAAAUAUAAAAAAGUUUUCCAUUAUGACUAAUCAAAGUUUAUCCCCACUGUACCCCAAAAUAUGUCUGUGUGUAUAUAUAUGUAUAUCCAACACUCCCUGGGAUUGCAGCACAUAUUAUGCAUGAUAUUACAAAAAAGUAUUUGUCAUAAGAGUUUAUUUUAGAGGAGAACAUCAGUAUUUUGUAUAAAGUUAGUAAAAUCUGAAAGCUCACCUUACCUAUUGAAUUAUGUGUAAUGUAAAGGAAACAUUGUUCCUAAAGAGACAGAAGAAAAAUAGCAUUAAAGGUGCCAAUAUAAUUUUCACAAUGAUUAAAGGUAUCUAAUUUCUUUAUUGUGUAAACAUAUGAUCUUUAAAAGCUGCCUGUAGCAUUCAGCAAUAAUAGUGAACUAUCCUAAUAUACUGUUGAUUUCCCUUUGGCAAAACCAUUCUGAUUGCUUCGGAGUCAUUAACAGUUAUUGAAACUUUAUCUAGAGAGUCUAGGAAGUUAUUCAAUUAAGGAGAUAUGUUUUGACGGCAAUAUCGUAAAUUUUCCUUCUCGGCCUCUACAAUCAGAAUUACUAACUAAUUAUUCUGCUACUAGGAAAAGUUUCAGAGAAGUCUCUGUAAAGCAGCUUGUGUUCUCUUCACACAACAGUGGGCACUGACUCCUCUCGGAGGUGCCCUCUGGAGAUGGGCAGUUCCCUUAGGUCACAUUUAGAUGUUUAAACAAGUAACCAAGGUUUUUAAACUUCAAUUUGAGCUACUUUCCAGAUCUUGAGCUUAUUUUCGUUGUGUUGUCCCACACUUCAGUUCUAUCAGUAGAAGUUUCUCCCAGAAGGGGUGGGAUAAGCUGGCCUAGGUGGAGUUGGGUCUGGAAACUACUGGUUUUCUUCUCUCUUGCCUCGUUCCUUUCCCUUGUGUCUUCCAGUGUUACUGCUACAGCAGUUUGCUUCUUCAGAAGCAACAGCUCAGAAUACACUUCAGAUUUCAAAGGGUUUUUAAGAUUAGAGGUUUGAUUUUUUUUUUUAGAGAACUUAAACUUCCAUUGAGCUGCACUGUAAAGGUUAGAGCUGAAUUUCUGAUCCCGCUGAAUUCGAUGAUGCUGUUCUGAUCGAUUUUGGUGAGGGCAGAAUUUCCCAGUCUGUGCACAGCUCUUGCUGCAGAACAUGUUGAGGAUCCAUACCUGGAUUCUUCAACGUAUACCCACUUUGCAGUCAACUUUGUAGCUCACAAAGAUUGAUUGUGCAAGAAAACUUUCUGACCAUGUGUGGGAAAGAUAAAAGAUAAAUGUUACUUUCUGACAAUAAUAUGUAUAUUAUUAUCUGUGAUCUCUUUACAAAGGAGAUCAGUAUUUUUACCUUCUUAUCUGUGAUUUAUUUAUGUUUAUAUUUUGUCCAUGGUUUAUUACGAAACCAAGGAAAAAAAAGAACUAGUCCUUCUCAGGUGAUGUAAAUGUUUUUGAUAGAGCCAGGAGUACCCUGGUCUCGUAGAUUUGUCCAGUGUAGAAAGCUGCGCUGUCCUGUUGAAUCCUAUUUGCUAUGAAGAAUUUAGGCUACAUAUGCCAAAUAACUGCAGAGCCAAAAAAGAUAUGGCUCAAAAGAGCCUGAGUAAUGGAAGUGUUUUUGGAAGGGGCCCUGAGGUAGCUUUGAAAAUUUCACCAGCAGUUUUGUCUUUACUUAGAAAAGAAAAAACUAACUUUGAAGCAUAAAGAAGGAAAACAUAUUUCUUUGUUUUUAAGCAACAUUUUGUAUUUGUCUUGUGUUGUGUCCUUUGCUAGUAGUGUUUGAAUAUUUUCUGAGUGUUAAUUAGGUUACUUUGGGCAGGUCAUGGCACAGUAUGUAUUGAAACCUCAGUGUUAUUACUGAGAAAGUGGAGACAGGGUUUGGGAAGCGACUGAAGCCAUACUCGGAGUGUCAGCUCAUCCACCAUUGGGGCUUGAUCCUGUUCAGCUUGCUGGAUUAAUUGUUUUUUCUGAUACAAGGCAUUUUUUUAAAACAAAAGAUGGUUUUGGAGUAAAUGGCAUACUGCUGUAUUGCCUUUUCUGUACUAUUUAGAUGUCUACAUCUAGAAAGAUGAAUGCAGUGAAACAGGACAGUUUUAAAUGCCUUAAGAAUUUUGCAAUUAGCUGUCAACUCCAUCUUUUUCUUUUUUUGCAACCCCCCAAAGGAACACAUCUGCAGUAUAUAUAGUAUUUUUACAAGCAGGUUUUCGAAUAGAGAAGAUAAAUGCAAGAAGCGGUAUGUCAUAAUCACAAGGAAGCUGGACCAUUAACAAGAAAUAUGGGCUGAAGCUUAGAAGCAGAUAUAUGUUCUCCUCCUUUUAUAAGGGUUUCUGAGUUGAUUACAUGUUUUGCCUUAGCUAUUCAUUACAAUUGCCCUUCGUAUUGUAAGAUCUCUUUAUAAUAGUCAAACUCUUUGUCUUUUAAAGACAAUGUUAACCAGAUGACGCAAUAUAAAUAAAUGAAGAUCCUCAGUGACAGAAUUUAUUGGUUGGCAUGUGCCACAACAACAUAUUUUUUUUUGUAUUAUUGCUGUCCAGACAGAAAAGGCUCCUGUGAGAAAAGACACUGUCUUAGACACUGAGCUAAAGUUAUUUAUCUGUUGCUGGUUAGGAAUGAAGGAGAGGAAUAUCUCUUACCCUAGAGGACUAAGGGGAAUGCAUACAAAAAUAAUGAUAAAAUCAGUCACCGUUAUAUAAGUGAUGAUGAAAUAAUGGAAAUGUGGCUUGAAUAGUCUGUUUAGUGGAACUUGGGAUCUAAGUCAUUUGAUGGAAGCAAUCACUAUUUUAAUCUUCACAGUUUGAGGGAAGGGAAAAAGGCAGUUGCAUAAUUUUUAACAGGUUCCCCUCCUCCCCCCUUUCCCCCCUCCCCCUCUUCU